AUGAUUAAUAAUUAAAUUUAUUAACCGGUUGAAUUUGUAUAUUCAUAUACAAUAGGAGGAAAGGAAACAUAGUAUUUUUAAAUAUAGAAUUAAUUACCUUAAAAGAAGAGGAAUCUAACAGAGGAAGAAAGGAAAUAAAUUAAAAGAGAAAUACAAAAUGAGUUUGACAAAAAGAAAAUUGUAAAAAAAAAAAUUCAUAAGCAAAUCCUAAUAAAAAUUAACCAUAAAAAAUAUUUAAUAUUGUAAAUCUUGGUUUUUAUAAAUAGAUUCAAAAAACUGAAGAGUAGAAAAAAUAAAGUGAAAAAAUUAUCUCUAGCAAAAUAAAUAAAAAUAAUAAAAAGGGAAAGAAUCUAUCAGUUGGCAACGGAAGAUCAUAAUGAAUAAGUUAAAGUAAAGGAUGCAUAUGAUAAAGAGUAUGAUAAAGGUAAGGUAAAGAAAGUAAAAAAGAAAAAAGAAAGAUAAUAAUUAGAUUUUGAUAAAGCAUAUAAAUUAAAAUAUAAUAAAUGAAUUCAAAAGAUGAAUAAUUUAAUGAAGAAAUCUGUGUGAAGAUAAAGACCUUAGAUAAUCACACAUUAGAUAUUCGAAUUAAAUAAAGUCAGACUAUUAGUGAUCUUAAAAAUUUAAUUGAAAUAGUAAGUUAUCACAUAUAGAAGAGGUUUCAACUAUUCCUUCAAUGAGAUAGAGAUUAUUGUUUAAGGGAAAGUAACUUAAUAAUGAGGAUACUUUAAUUUCUUUGAGCAUAGAAGAUUAAUGCGUUGUUCAUUUAGUAGCCAAUAUGCCUGAAUUCGAAUCAUCUCCUUUAAAUAGAGGCUUAUCUACUAGUUCAAUAGAUGAACAUGAUAAUAGAAAUAGCUGUAUGUAUAUAGUAAAUAUGCAGUUGAUGUACAGGAGAGCAGAAGAAACUCUAGAAAAAAGGUUCUUUAAUAGAGAUUACAUGGAUUUUAAUAGCUACCAACUAGAAAUUCACUACAAUAAAAUGUAAUGACAUUACAUAAUCUUUUACAAUCAUUCAAUACAGUGGCUGAAGUCAUUGAACAAGGCCAAAUAUUUGCCCAAAAAGACUUUGAAAUAGGUUAGUGGAUUGAUUUUAAAGAUUCUUAUGGGGAAUGGAUUGAAGGUUAUAUUGGAUAAAAAUAAUAAAGUCAGGUUUAAAUAGUACAUCAAAAUGGAGAAGAAUGGCUAGGAGUUCCAUCAAAUAGAUUAGCAUUAUUUAGAUCUCACACAAUACAAAAGACUUAUCACAUGUCUCCCAUUCUUAAUAAUCAUGAAUAACAAUAAUUAUGGACUUUUAGUGAAUUACUUGGUUAAACAGCUAUGUUAUUAUCGAGGGCAGGAAAUAUGAUGUCUAGAUUAGCAGAUAGCGUGGAAGACAAAUUUAUUCCAUAAAAUAAAAAGGCAGAUAUGUCUAAUCUUAUAACUGGAAUGAUAGAAGAGCAACGAAGAAUAUAAGAGGAAAAGGUUGAAAAAUAAGAUGAUGUUAUAUCUCUUAAAUCUAUGAAAUCCAUGAAAUCAGAUAAGAUUUCUAUUGAUUAUGAAACAUCAUCUAUCAAAUCUAUGAAGUAAUUUUUUGAUCUAUUAAGAUCUGACAUCUCUAAAUUAACUACUUAUUUUAUUGGACAUAAUCAUAAUACAAUGAUGGCUGAAAAUAUUGCAGAAGAAGAAGAAAAUAGUAGUUAAGAUAUGUCUGUAGAUAAUUAAAGAGAUGCUCCAAACAUUUCAAAAGAAUUUAAAGAAAAUUAUGCUUAUUAUGAGACUUCUUUAUUGGCUGCCCAGUUAGCUCCUCUAUCUGAUCGUCUAGGCAGAUUAUUGUAAUAUUUUAUAUCUAUUUAAAUAGAGUUGAUUUAUCCCCGUAUCUAGCUUUGAGUGGAGCCAAUAUUAACAAGUAUCUUUAUCUUAUAUGAAGUAUCUUUCAAAACCAUCCUAAUUCCAAUAUAUCUAAUUUAUCCAUUAUUACUAAUGAAGGCAGUCAAUAUUCCACUUAAGCUAAACAAUAUUAUUUUUAAGUGCCUAUAUUGUUAACUCCUUUUGAAUUGCAUACACAAUCUCAAUAGGCUACAGCAGCUAACAGAAUUGUAGGAGAUAAUGUUGAUAUAUUAAAUCAUCUAAACAAUAAUAAUACAAAUAUAAGAUUAAAAAAAAGCACAAAAAAAGAGGAGGAAGAAAAAUAAUAAUUUGUAACAUUAUCUAAACAUAAACCUACAUAAUCAUAUCAUUAAUCAUACACAUAAUAAUAACAAUAAUAAUAACAAUAACAAUAAUAAUAAUAAUAAUAAUAAUUUCAAUAACAAUAACAAUAAUAUAUUAAGGAAUCUAAUUUUUAAAACAAUGAAUAAGAUGAUCCUUAAAUACUAUAAUAGUAUCAAUCAUAAAAGAAAUAAACAACAGAUGGUUAAAUAAAAAAGAAAAAGAAAGGUAAAGAAGUAUCUUUUUCAGAAUAAAUUAAUUAAUUGAAAAAAGAUAAAUAGUUUUGA
Molecule: messenger RNA, 2471 nt
Organism: Paramecium sonneborni
Lineage: Eukaryota; Ciliophora; Oligohymenophorea; Peniculida; Parameciidae
Source: the annotation of a GenBank genome assembly